AUGAUCUCCAUUCGAACUCUACUCUUCGCCACUCUCCUCCUCGUCCUUGCCGUUCUCUGUGAUAUGGCCGCAGCUCAAUCAGAUGAAGAGACGCAGUUCCUUCGACAAUUCCGAGCGCCGAGCCCAAAAUUCAUCCGCUUCGGACGAGCCGGCCAGAAGUUCAUUCGAUUUGGAAGAAGUGCGAAUACUUGGGACGACUCAGCUUUGGACGAUCCUGAGGGAAUCGACUUGGCGAUGGCGAAACGGGCCGGACAGAAAUUCAUUCGAUUUGGC
Molecule: messenger RNA, 273 nt
Organism: Mesorhabditis belari
Lineage: Eukaryota; Metazoa; Nematoda; Chromadorea; Rhabditida; Rhabditidae
Source: the annotation of a GenBank genome assembly